This is a messenger RNA of Aricia agestis (brown argus), 4520 nucleotides long. RefSeq lists its product as uncharacterized. Gene Ontology annotation, cellular component: SCF ubiquitin ligase complex. The transcript has 34 exons. Lineage: Eukaryota; Metazoa; Arthropoda; Insecta; Lepidoptera; Lycaenidae. Gene Ontology annotation, biological process: SCF-dependent proteasomal ubiquitin-dependent protein catabolic process. Gene Ontology annotation, molecular function: protein binding. The record is from RefSeq and is a predicted model, not a curated record. Bases 144 to 4520 code for a protein of 1458 amino acids.
UGCCAUCCAAGUUUUGACUGUGAUUCGUUGCAACUUUGUAAUCAACGCUAUGUUGGAGUCCUUUGUUGUAAAAUUUGUGUAGUGUCGUAAAAAUAGGCGCAGUGUUGGGGCUUGUGGCGAAUAUUUAUUGUUUGAUUCGUAAAAUGGGCUCAAUGCAAGUCGAUUGCGAUGUUCUUGACGACAGCGGCUGCGUCCAGGACGAUCCGCUGCAGAAGUCGGAGCCAGAGAGUCCAGUCCCACAAAUAAAUCUGUUGGAUCUGUCGGAUGAUGUGCUUCUGUACAUCCUACGACAUUGCUCUCCAAGGGAUCUCAAGGCACUUGGAUUCUCAUGCGCUCGUCUGGGUCGUCUGGUCCGCGAGCGCUCCCUGUGGCGGAGCGUGGACGCUCGCUCGGAGCUGUGCAGCCGGGCGCGCCUGUGCUGGCACCUCCAGCACACGUUGCACGCUGACACCAGGACCCUGCUGCUAACUGGAUACGCCAAAGUUGCCGCCGGGUGCCUCGGCCUCGCCAACAUAACGCGGAAAGAGGCAGAGGAUGAGAAGCAGAACUACAACCGGAGCGCCGGCAACAACGACGGAGACUUAGUUGUCUAUGAUGUCCAGCACGUGCGUGUGCCGGUGUUUGUGGAGCGUCACCGAGGCAGGUGCUUCUUCAACGGCCAGCGUUCCUCAGCUUUGGCACGCUACCGCGGUUCUCCAACUUGGCCGGGUCACGUGACGACGGGACGCGGCGGCGCGGCCGGGUGUCGCGGGCCGCAGUUCACGCUGUCGCGGCCGCUGUGCGCACGCCUCGCCGCCUGCUGCGCCAACCUGACCCACCUCGCGCUGGACUACUGCAACAUUGACUGCCAAGUUACAAGUCUGCAGCAGCUACCGAGGACGCUGAAGAAGCUGUCGCUCCGCGGCUCCAAGCUGUUCAACAUGACCAUAGACAAGUCGUUCCUUUUUAAAAUACAAGACUAUCAGCCAGGACUAGAGUCUCUGGACGUGUCGGAGUGCGAGUGGAUGGACCCGGCGUCGCUACUGCCUCUGAGCAAGCUGGAGGCGCUGACGGAGCUCAGCAUGCGCGACUGCCCGAAGCUGGCCGAGUUCGUCGCGUACGCGUCUCUCACAUCGCGAUACGGCUUCAAGACGCUCAAGUCGCUCGACCUGCGCGGUUCACCAGUGGGCGACUCCGAAGUGUCGGCUCUGGGCUGGCUGCCGCGGCUGGAGCGGCUGUGGCUGAGCGCCGCGCGCCGCCGCCAGCCGCCUCGACACCUGCACUACACGGACGACGAGCCCGCGCCGCACACCGAGCUCGACGACUGGGAGCAGGAGGAACCAGAAUACUUCAAACCAACAUGGACACCAGAAGAGUCGGAGAAAAGUGAAGCUUCCUCACACAGACCGGUCCAAUCAACAAGCACCGCAUUCCCAUCUACCAGCAGUCGAGCAGACGACAGCGCGAGCGACUCGCAGGCCAGUAGCGAAUACUCCCCGCCUAAGAAGAGGAAGCGAUACAAUGAGGUUGUCAUUGGCCAACGGACGGAGUCCAUAGACGCCAGAGACGGCGAGAAGUACAUACAUACUCUAGAGAUCAAAGUGACCAUAGACGACGAGGGAGAGACCAGAGACAAAGGUGAGGCCGACAAGAAGAGCAAAGAGAACGACACCAAAGCAUCAGGCAGCAGCAGUCCGAAAAAGGAUAGCCCCAAGAAGGAUCCAAAAGAUGAUAAGCCAAAACGAGAUGACGAUAAAGGUGCAGGCGCCAGCACAUCCAAAGCCGGCCCAUCCAAGUCCGAUAAGACUGAAGGCUACGUCUGCUUCCGACAAAACCGCAACCCCAUCUACGUCAACUUCAAGAAGACCGCCGAAAACGACAGCGACGACGAUGACGCCGACGACAAUGACGACGCCAAGAAAGAUAGCUCAGAUAAGGAAAAAGAUAGCAAAGAUAGCUCAGAUAAAGAUAGCAAAGAUGCUAAAGAUGAUUCCGAACCCGGUACUUCCAACGAAGGAGAGCGGUACGUGUGCUUCAGGAAGAAUCGAGAUCCGGUGUAUGUGAACUGCUCGCCUGAGCCGGCGCCGCCCCCGCGUCAGGUGAACUACCAAAUAGAGCCGAGACACCACGUCCUAUACGUCAACUUCGGCCCCCAACCCAGCACCUACCGCUUCCCCCGUGACGAAAACGACCAGCUCCGUUUGGACUUCAGAUCGUCCCACAUCAACCCGAGCUCUCUAGUCACCGAUUUCGCCAUCAGACGAUUCGGCCGCGCGGACGGUGAGGACGUAAAUAUUAUUAAUCUAGGCUACAUAUAUUACAACGACGCUCAGGGCAACAACGAUGUGAACAACUUCCGCCCAGACCGCUCCAACCUGAGGUUCCUCUCUGUGACUGGGUACAGAAAUAUAACGGACAGGAGUCUGGUCCACCUGGCUACGUCUGCCCCAUUCCUGACCGAGAUCGACUUCACCGAGACCAGUAUUACGGAGAGGGGUGCAGAGAACUUUAGGAGUCUUCGUCCGGACUGCCGUACAGGUGAAGAUGUGAUGCCGGGUAGUGUCCUCCUGCCGGCGACGCGGCGGGGGCGGUAUCUAGCCAACAUCGUCAGGAGACAGGCUGUGGACGGAACGGGCAUUAAAUUUAACAAAGAUGCUGAUAGAAUGAACGCGGAAGCGAAGAAGAAGGUGGACGUGCUGUCGGAGGAGCUGCUGCCGUACAUCAUAGCGGAACAGGAGCGGCGCACCACGCUGUACAAGCGCGUCAUGACCGCCGUGCAGAACGGCGAGAAGGGCAUCACCGUCGCCGAGAUACGGAACAAGCCGCCGCUUAUUAUACGACGAGGUCAGCUAUACCGGUGUCCGGCGAACCGCGCGCCGAAGGAGCCGGACGGCUCGGGGACUCUCAUGUGCGAGGAGGACAUAGAGCCGACACAGAUCUCGUACGACUCCUGUCUCAGCGCGGAGGACAGGGAACUUUAUGUCGCACGGAAUAAAUACUUCUUUUGCAACCGUCACCGUCUCGAAGGCCCCGACCUGCCGCGCAACGGCACGGCGGUGGUGGGGUGUUCGCCGGACGAGCGCACGUCCCUCAACUACACCUACCGCAAGUGCGCGCUCGAGGACUCCGAGGAUGUUGUUGUGCAUUUCAGAUACUAUCCGGAUAGAACGUACAAGUUCGUAAACGAGCUGGACCCGGAACGCGAGGUGUGCGAACACUGGAGCCCGUGCCAGAUCGGGUACAUCUACAGCCUGCCCGCCGCCGACCAGGCCGUGCCCGCCAGCGAGCUGUGGCAUGACAGCAUGAAGGAGAAUGUGCCACAUCUGGCUACCAACUACACCAGCAGCGCGCGCCGCGUGGACAUCCCCGACGGCUACGUGUACCGCCAGCUCGUGCACUCCAGCCCCGUCACCGGCAAGAAGGUCCCAGUCCCAGAGAAGUAUACGUCAGUGAAGAAGGACAACAACACGGUGACGGCCAAGCUGGUCUUCCCGUCGUGGUCGCGGGACAAGCACACGGGCGAAUACUAUGUCGAGGUAGUCAAGGGAGACAAGAAGAAGUAUAUUAAGUUCUUGACGCUGGCCAGCACCACCACAGCGCUGACCCCCCGCUCGCAGGGGGUGCUCCCUGGUCAGAAGGCGUCCCCCCCUUCUCGAAGGUCGAUGGCUGACCCAACCAAAGUGACCAUCCCUUUCCGAGCCACACGCAUCACCCUACUCAGCGUGCUGGUGCGCGCCACAGACGGCAGAGUGUAUAAUGUUGAGAACACCAAGUAUACGUAUGUGGAUUAUACGGACGUGUACGGCAGAUCGAACCAGUCCAUAACCAUAGACCUGGAAGGCUUGAGGGCUCAGGACUUCGGCGACUACUUUCUCGUAAUACAGAACUCCGACGGCAUCGAAGAGAGAAUUAAGUUCUUGGAACUGCUACGCCCUGAAAUAGAUAUUAAUCACGAGGUGGUACUAUCCCGCGUGACGCGAUCGAUCGCGGUCGGCGAACACUUCGACUACACGCUCCGCUACGAGUGCGCGGAGUGCAGCGUCGCGGACGUGCUGUGCAACGGCCGUAGCGUGCUCAGCGCCGGCCGCGUCACCGUCGUGCCCGCAUCCAACAUGAUCAGCUUCAACUUCCCCAGUUUCGAAGACGAAAACGCAUGUGUGUACAUGGGAUUCUUCAAACACAAAGACUCUAUAUUGCAGGAAAUUCUCGCAGUCAUUGACAAUAACUCUCCAGAAGUGACUGUCACACCCCAAACUGUGGAGUCGCCGAAGAUAGGCUCAGAGGUGCAGCCAGAAAUACCCUACACCUGCAAAACAUGUAGCGUCGAAAACGUGUACGUGAACGGCGUGGUGCUGGACAGCGAUCUCAGCGUGACCACGAACAAGGACGGCGUGCCCGACCCCUACUACGAGCUGAAGACGUCCCCGACAGCCAUACUGAUCACCAUAGCGGAGUUCACGGAGGUUUACCAGGGGGUCUACCAGGCGGUAUUCAAGGAGGCGGGGCAGACCAUCACCAAGACGGUCAUGGAGAUCAAGUGA